This is a messenger RNA of Microplitis mediator, 11934 nucleotides long. RefSeq names its product dynein axonemal heavy chain 6 (gene Dhc16F). The record is from RefSeq and is a predicted model, not a curated record. Gene Ontology annotation, molecular function: dynein light intermediate chain binding; ATP binding; minus-end-directed microtubule motor activity. Gene Ontology annotation, biological process: microtubule-based movement. NCBI's taxonomy places the organism in Eukaryota, Metazoa, Arthropoda, Insecta, Hymenoptera, Braconidae. Gene Ontology annotation, cellular component: dynein complex. The transcript is spliced from 52 exons. The coding region runs from base 16 to 11934 and encodes 3972 amino acids.
UGGUUUAAUUCAAAGAUGUUUACUAAAGAACCAGAAUCAAAAUGUGGAUCUCGCAAAGGAAAAAGACACAAAAUUCAAGAGUCAGGAGGAACAAAGCCGGAAAUAGUAGACCAGCUAAAACUAAUUGAAGAAUUUACCGCAAAUCCAAAGGCUUCAUUUCGCUACAUGGUUUAUGCAGUAGAUCCCUCGUCUAAGUACUUCACUCCUUACGCAUUAAAAGUAGUUCCAUACAAACAAAUUGACUGUCCGUACAUGACUAUUAGUGCAAGUGGUGUCACUCAAUACAGUUGUGAAGAAAUGACUUUCACAUCACUCCAUCAGUGGGCAAGAGAGUACAACUUUUAUUUGGAACUCAUGGAACUAAAGACGUUUCGUUUAUUUCGUACAUGGAAAAGUUUUUAUAUCUGGCACAAAAUAAUAAGGCUUAAAAAAUUUAAUAAUGCUAGAAAUUUUAUCACCAAUAAUUUAUUUAUUUGCAAUAAUAUUCUUGCUAAUGCUCUGCUGGAUAUUAGAAAAAUGUAUAAUAAUUUUUUGGAUUACUCAUUUAUGGACACAAGUGUCAUUGAGAAAAUAACACUUUACUAUUUUGUUGAACUACAACUCAAACAACUAGAAAAUAGCAUGACUGAAUUAAAUAAAUUUAGAAAUCUUAUAGUAGAUAUAACUUAUGACGCUUGUAAUCGAUCGCUUAAUGAAGCUGGAUAUACAAUUGACGAUUCAAAUAUUACGAUUGCUCAAACAGCUUAUGGAAAACUAGGAACAGAAGCCUCUAAAAUUUACAUUAAGAAUGAAAAUGAUUUAAAAAUGAGUUUUAUUGAACAAACUAAUAAACGAGAACACUGUCGACGCCUUUCACGUUUCAUUCACCUGAUUGACUAUACGGUAACAAGUUUACUGCGUAACGUGUUGGAAAAUACUUAUAUCGAUUUAUUAAAAGUGCUGAGGAUAUACACAAACAUACUUCCUCAUGAAAUACAAUUUUCAAACAUCCAAAUUAAUGUCAACAGGGAAAGUGUCAAUCAUUUUGAAUCACCUUUCAAGAACCCGUAUUGGGUUGUUGAUAUUGUGCUGACUGAAGAGGGCGAAAUUAAAAUGGACCCGUCAGAUGAUGUGUUUUGGUUCGUAAUUGAAAGGAUGCAGUCAAUGUGGAGAGAUAGUCUUGCUGAUAUGAAACCUCUACUGACAGACCCACGAUUUGAAUCUUUCACUAAACCAAUAAUUAAUUUUAAAAGACAAAAAGAUUAUUUGGGAGGUGAGCCACCAUCAAUUUCCGACAUAAUAUCCAAUAACACGACCAUCAAAACCCUUGUUCGCGAGCUAGAAGAUCUUCUGGAGUUAAACAUCAUAGCAGUGCGUCGUUACUGUGAAAGAUUUUCUGACGUCGAAGCGUUUUAUAUCGAAGACAAAAACUUCAAUGAAAAUGUCAUCCUCAGCAACACCGAUUGUGACGUUUUCCGUCAGUGGUGCGAGCGUUACAAAAAUGAGGAACACGUUAUUUUAAACAUCACAGACUUACAGCCAGUUAGAAUUUUUUUUUUACAACUCAAACGUUUCAAAGAGAAAGCUCUGCUGGCUCCCGUUGAAAAAAUGAAGCUCCUGGAAAAAAUAAUUCCCGAAAUAGGAAAAAGUAAAGUCAAGAUUCUUGGAAGUGAAGCUUUUGAAGCCUUAAGUUUUUUAGAUAACGAGCCUUCGACAACUGAAGACUUUGUUGAGUACAUAAGUUUUGUCGAUCACGCACAGCAAAAAGUUGAUGACAUGGAAACAGAAAUGAAUUAUAUAAAAGAUUUGUAUGACAUUAUUGAAGACUUUGAUAUUCCGGUUUCUAUUGAAGACACAACACAAUACACGGGGCUGAGUAUGCAAUUAACGAGCUUGCGAUUAUCAAUCGAUAAACGUAUAGAGGAACGUGAAAAAUUGGUCAGACAGUUUGAUGAAAAAGUGGAGAAAGAUAUCCAAGGAUUAAUAAAUGAUAUUUCAAAUAUAAAUGACGAAGCAACGAAAUCCUGGUUGCUGAGAGCUAAAAGUGACGCAAAUAUUUGUCUGAAAACGUUGGAAAAAUUGACGAAAAGAUUGGAAGAUUGUGCGGAAAUGGCUAAGAAAUAUCAAAUGUACCAACGGCAGUUCAAACUCGAAAUAACGCGACUUGAUAUUUUUGAUCAGGUGGCAAAUCAAUUACGCUUACGAACGCUACUGUGGGAGAGUAAUGUCUCGUGGUCAGAAGCUCUUGAAAAUUGGUACUUCUCAGAUUUCAACACUUUAGAUGUCGACGAAAUGAAUAAUAUGAUAAUGCGUUACACGAAAAAUGUAACUCAGUUAGAAAAAGGUCUCGAGGAAAAUGAUAUUCUGCCGCGGAUUAAAAAUCAAGUCGAAAUAUUUUGCGAAAAAUUGCCGACCAUCAGUUAUCUGAAGAAUCAUAAUUUAAAAAAACGUCAUUGGUUGAAAAUAGAGUCUCUGAUGAAUCGUAAAUUGCAACAGGAUGAAACGUUGACGUUGAAGUUAAUCGAGGAGUUGGGUGUUUUUGAUCACGAGAAGGAAUUGAUGGAGAUUGCUGCUGCCGCGAGCGCCGAGGCGACACUGGAAAAUAUGUUGGAAAAAAUUCAGGACACAUGGAAGCACUUGGAGUUCAUUGUUCUCGGACACAAAGAAUCAAGCGACGUAUUUGUAUUGGGAAGUCUUGAGGAAGUUCAAGCUGCACUAGACGAAAGUAAUAUCGCUGUUCAAACUAUUGCAGCUUCUCGUCACGUUGCUCCUAUUAAAGCGCGACUUGAUGAGUGGAUUAAACUACUCGAACUUUUUUCAAUGACUCUGGACUCUUGGCAAUAUUGUCAACAACAGUGGCUGUAUCUUGAGGCAAUAUUCUCGGCUCCGGAUAUUCAACGGCAACUUCCGGUAGAAGCUAAACUAUUUAUUCAGGUCGACAAAUCCUGGAAAGACAUAAUGAGAAGAGUUGCUAAAAUGCCUUUAGCGAUGGUAUUUGCUACUCAGCCGGGACUUUUUGAACAACUUGAAGAUAACAAUAGAAGUUUAGAUGAAAUUACUAAAUGUCUCGAGGCGUAUCUUGAUACAAAGCGUAUCGCUUUUCCACGUUUUUUCUUUUUAUCGAAUGAUGAACUCCUGGAAAUUCUUGCUCAAACACGAAAUCCUCACGCGGUUCAAAGACAUCUCCAGAAAUGUUUCGACGCAAUUUAUCGCCUGGAAUUCGCCUCUGCGGCGCCGGAAAAAAAUUCUAGGGCUAAAAAAUCUUCGCCUAUUUUAACCACCGAUAUACUGGCCAUGAUUUCACCUGAGGGAGAGAAAGUGGGUCUUGGAAAAGGCCUAAAAGCUCGGGGAAGCGUCGAAGAUUGGCUCGGAAAAGUCGAGGAGUCGAUGUUUACGUCACUACGUAGAAAAAUGAAAUUUGCCAUUGGCGAUUUAGAGAAACGUAAACGACGUGAUUUUAUUUAUUCCCAUCCGUCCCAGAUAGUGUUAACUGUCUCCCAAAUUAACUGGACCCGCAAUGUUCACAUUAUUCUCGAAGUUGACGAAGACAUUAACAAAUCUAUUAAAUCUUUUGAACAAAAAUCUUACUCAGAUUUGAAUGAAUUAGCGAGUAUGGUAAGAAAUGAACUGCCAACAUUGAUAAGAGAUAUUAUAAUUAAUCUCAUUACAAUAGAUGUCCAUGCGAGAGAUAUUGUCACUUCAUUAAUAGAAAAUAAUGUCACCUCCAGUUCUAACUUUGAAUGGACUAAAAAUUUACGGUACUACUGGGAUCAAGAAUUGGAUAAUUGCGUUACGAGGAUGAGCAGCGCUGAAUAUUUAUACGGUUAUGAGUACCUGGGUGCACAGAAAAGACUCGUCAUCACUCCUUUGACAGACAAAUGUUAUUUAUGUCUCAUGGGUGCACUCCAACUAAAUCUAGGUGGAGCUCCAGCUGGACCUGCAGGAACCGGUAAAACUGAAACGACUAAGGACUUGGCAAAAGCUUUAGCAAUUCAGUGUGUCGUUUUCAAUUGUUCCGAGGGCUUGGACUACAGGAUGAUGGGAAGGUUUUUUUCCGGGCUUGCAACUUCUGGGGCCUGGUGCUGCUUCGAUGAAUUCAAUCGCAUUGACAUCGAAGUCUUGUCAGUUAUUGCGCAACAAUUAAUUACAAUAAGAAAUGCAAAAGUUGCUCGCGCUAAUGAAUUUUUAUUCGAAGGCCGUAAUAUUAAAUUAGUUAUGUCAUGCGCCACUUUUAUUACCAUGAAUCCUGGUUAUGCAGGACGCACUGAACUGCCAGAUAAUCUUAAGUCAUUAUUCCGCCCGAUUGCAAUGAUGGUUCCUGAUUACAAACUUAUUGCCGAAGUAAUUUUGUAUUCAGAAGGCUUUGAGUCUUCUAAACAAUUGUCCAAAAAAAUGACCCUAAUGUACACACUGUGCAGUGAACAAUUAUCACAACAAGAUCAUUAUGACUUUGGAAUGAGAGCAGUUAAAUCUGUUCUAGUAAUGGCCGGAAGUCUCAAACGAGAAAACCAAGAUAAAAGUGAAGAACUAGUUUUAAUAAAAGCUUUACGCGAUAGUAAUUUACCAAAAUUUUUAGCUGAUGACGCACAAUUAUUUCUUGCAAUACUCGCAGAUCUUUUUCCGAGUACCGAGAUACCGCAGGACCACUACGGAAUAUUUCAGGAUACUAUUGUUGAUAUAAUGAAAGCUGGUGACUUACAACCAGAAAUGUCUUCAGUCAUCAAAACAAUUCAAUUACACGAAACGAUACGUGUAAGACACGGGGUAAUGUUAGUUGGACCAACCGGUGCUGGAAAAACAACAAUUCUUAAAACGCUAAGUAACACAUACACAAAUCUUGCUGAUAAACAAAUACCAGGACCAUUAAAUAAACGCGUUAAUAUGUACACAAUUAAUCCCAAAGCAAUAACUAUGAGUGAAUUAUACGGCGAAGUGGAUAUUUACUCAAACGAAUGGCAUGACGGUCUCCUCGGUGCAAUAAUUCGCAAAGCGUGUUCAUCGGAAACGGACGAUCAUCAGUGGAUUGUCUGCGAUGGCCCCGUAGACGCUUUAUGGAUCGAAAACAUGAAUACUGUUCUCGACGACAACAAAAUGCUCUGUCUCGCAAAUUCAGAGCGUAUCAAAUUUACACCAUACGUUCGUAUGAUUUUCGAAGUUAUGGAUUUGUGUCAAGCGUCCCCGGCUACAGUCAGUCGCUGUGGAAUGGUGUACGUUGAUCCUUUGGAGCUCGGCUGGAUGCCUUACGUCAAGACUUGGUUAAUUAAAUUAAAGAGUAUGUUUAAGGAAUCACUUGCUAGUGUGAUAGUGGAUGUUAUUUAUAAACUGUUCGAUCAAUAUGUUGAUGAUGGGUUGACUUUUUUAAAAAAAAAUUGCGACUGUGCUAUUGCUCAAGUCGAUAUAAGUAAAGUGAAUACGGUAUGCACUCUAUUGGAAAGUAUUCUCCUCGAACCAGACAGCGUGAAUAAAAUUGUUGAUAAAUCACGACUAACGACAUUUGUCACUCAGUCUUUCGUUUUCUCAUACAUCUGGGGUAUCGGAGGGAAUGUUAUUGAUUCUUCACGCGAAGCUUUCGAGCUUUUUGUGACCCACCAACUGGAACAAAAUUCAAGCGCAAGACUCCCUGUGGCCGGAGAUCUCUGGAAUCUUUUUAUGAACACACAUAAACAGCGGAUGGAUAUAUGGUUAAAAAUAAUGCCCGCAUUCGAUUAUAAUCCGGAUACACCGUUUUUUGAUAUUCUUGUGCCAACUAUCGACACCGUGCGAUUUGGAUUCAUUAUUAAAAAAAUAAUAAAUGCUAAUAAAUCUGUGUUCAUUACUGGCGCAACUGGUGUUGGAAAAUCAGUAAUAAUGAAAGGUGUGCUAAAUAAUCUGCGAGAAUCUGAACUAUGGUCACCAGUGACACUAAAUUUAUCUGGUCAGACAACAAGUAAACAAACACAGGACAUUUUCGAGUUUAAAUUAGAAAAAAAGAAGCGUUUUUUACUCGGCGCACCAGUUGGAAAACGUGUAUGCGUAUUUGUAGACGAUGUUAACAUGCCACGGUUGGAUACUUAUGGAUCACAACCGCCUAUCGAACUUCUUCGACAAGUCUUAGACUUCAGUGGCUUCUAUGAUCGAAAAAAACUUAUUUGGAAGUCGAUCGAAGACGUGGUAUUGACGGCAGCUUGUGCGCCUCCUGGAGGCGGGAGAAAUCCUCUUAGCAAGCGGUUUAUCCGUCACUUUGCCAUGCUUAUGAUCCCCAUACCUGCCGAGGCUUCUUUGCAAACAAUUUUCCGAGCAAUAGUGAGAGGAUUUUUGAAUCACAAAUCGUUUCCCCAAUCUGUUGUGGAUAUCGGCGAUGAAAUAGUAAAUGCAACAGUUGAAAUAUACGAUCGUAUUGCCACAGAUUUACUACCGACUCCCGGAAAAAGCCAUUAUAUUUUUAAUCUUCGGGAUUUGUCGAAGUGUGUACAAGGAAUCAUGCAGUCAGACCCAGUGUCCACUCGCGACGCCAGACAAAUGACGAGACUCUUUUAUCACGAAUGCCUACGGAUUUUUCACGAUCGUCUGGUUGAUAAUAUCGACAAAAGUUACUUUUAUAGAUUGCUCACUCAAACAUGCUCGAGUUUCUUUGCCGAACAAGUUAUUCCUCUGUCCGACGAUAUUAUUGAUUCACCGCCGGCACUUUUCUUUGGGGACUUUAUGAAAUUCGGUACUCCCAGAGCUUUGAGAAUUUACGAGGAAGUUACUGAUGUUGAAAAAAUAAAAUCCGUUCUUCAGGAUUAUCUAGAUGAUUAUUGUCUCGCAACGAAAAAAGACUUGAAGCUCAUAUUUUUUCUACACGCCAUCGAGCAUUUGUUCAGAGUAGCAAGAAUCUUAAGAUCAGAACGAGGUCAUGGAUUACUUGUUGGUGUAGGUGGCAUGGGUAAACAGAGUUUAACUAAAUUAGCAUCUCAUCUCAAUGGAUAUCCAUGUUGGCAAAUUGAAAUAAGUCGUGGAUAUGAUAUAGAUUCUUGGCAUACAGAUCUACGUAAUUUUUAUUUUAAACCCGGAGCUUUUGCUGAAGAUGCGACAUUCCUUUUUACAGAUACUCAGAUUGUUACGGAAGAAUUUAUCGAAGAUAUUAACAAUACAUUAAACUCUGGUGAAGUGCCAAAUUUAUUUGAAUCUGAUGAACUAGAAAAAAUAAUAAUUGCCACGAGACCAGCAGCUAAAGAAGCCGGAAUAUCUGAAGAAAAUCGUGAGGAAAUUUACAAUCUGUUUGUUAGCCGAGUAAGGAAUCAUCUUCACGUCGUGCUUUGCAUGAGUCCAGCUGGUGAUGCAUUUCGACGUCGAUGUCGCAUGUUCCCGUCGCUGGUCAAUUGCUGCACAAUCGAUUGGUUUACCAAGUGGCCUGACGAAGCCCUUCUCUCGGUUGCUAAAAUUUCAAUCAUGCCAAAUAUCACCCAAGAUAUUCAGCUAGCUUCUUCUUUAGCUUCUAUUUGUGUACUAAUGCAUCAAACAACUGAUAAAAUGACUGAGAGAUACUUCAUUGAAAUGCGACGUCGAUACUACACAACACCGAGUAGUUAUCUUGAAUUAUUGACGUUAUAUUCAAUGACAUUGAAACGUAAGACGGAUGAAAUAAUGUCAUUAAAAAUAAAAAUUGAAAAUGGAUUGAAUAAAUUAAAUGAAACAAGAGCUACAGUAGCUGUAAUGAAGAACGAAAUAAUAUUACUGACACCAGAAUUGAAAACAAGCCGUGAAGAAGUAGAGAAACUCAUGAAAGUCGUGACAAAACAACAAACUGAGUGUGAUAAAGUUCGAAACGUCGUUGCUGCUGAUGAAGCUGUUGCCAAAAUGAAAGCCGAUGAAAUGGCAAUUUUAGAAAUCGAGGCGCGCAAGGACCUGGAAGCUGCGAUACCGGCAUUAGAGGAAGCGCAAAAAGCUCUUCAGUCUCUUAAUAAAAGUGACAUUAACGAAAUUAAAGUUUUUAAUAAGCCACCUCAUCUUGUGCGUUACGUUAUGGAGGCAGUUUGCUUGCUUCUUGGUGAAAAAACCGAUUGGCCAACCGCGAAAUUAAUACUCUCAGAUGUACGUUUUCUCGAUCGCUUGAUUAAUUUUCCAAAGGAUAAUAUCGAUGAUAAAUUAUUGAAAAAAUUACAAAGUUAUUUAAAUAACCCAGAGUUUGUCCCUAAUGCUGUCGCUAAACAAAGUAAGGUCUGCAAAUCAAUUUGCAUUUGGGUACGAGCGAUUGACGGCUAUGCUAAAGUAUUUCGUGUCGUCGAACCAAAACGUAUCAAAUUGAAAGAAGCGCAAGAAGAGUUGCAGGCAAUCAAUGAACUAGUUACGCAGAAGCAAAAACAAUUAAAUGAAGUCGUUAAGAAAAUAGAAAGACUAGAGAAACAAUACGACAAGGCAGUUAAACAUCUAGAUCAUUUAGAGUCGACGAUAACGUUGAAUGAAUCGCGAUUAAAUAGAUCCGGCCGCUUAAUCGCGGCUUUAUCUGAUGGGCAAGAAUUAUGGCAAGACAUGACACGUGGAUUUGAUGCUAAAAUAAACAAUCUUAUGGGCGAUUGUCUUGUGAUUGCUGGUGCGUUGGCUUAUUUCGGUGCAUUCACGCAAUUUUAUCGACAAGAAUUGCUUCGCGUUUGGUUGAAAGCGAUCGAAAAUGAGGGAAUUGAUAUUACGAGUAAUUUUAAUCUUGUUGCGAGUUUAAUUAGUCCGUAUAAAAUAUGCACGUGGAAUAUUUUUGGACUACCGAAAGACAAUGUGAGCACUGAAAACGCUUUGCUGGUUACUCAAACACGUCGCUGGCCUCUACUGAUUGACCCACAAGAGCAGGGCUAUCGCUGGAUACGAAAUAUGGAAUUGGAGAAUGAUAUAAAGAUAAGUGAAAUGAAUAAUCCAAAUUUGAUGAGAAUUAUUGAGAAUUGUAUCAGACUUGGAUUACCGGUUAUGAUUUAUAAUGUACAGGAAACUCUUGAUCCUAGUUUAGAACCCAUUUUACUUCAGCAAAUAUUUAUGCAGGAAGGGCGAAUGAUAAUAAGAAUAAAUAAUACUGACAUUGAGUAUGAAAAAGGUUUCAAGUUAUAUAUAACAACAAAACUUUCAAAUCCGCAUUAUUUGCCAGAAGUUUGUAUUAAAGUAACACUCGUUAACUUUACGGUAACACCAUCUGGUCUUGAAGAUCAAUUACUUGCCGAAGUUGUAAAACUAGAGAGGCCGGAUUUAGAGAAGCAACGCGAAGAAUUAGUUGGGAAGAUAAAUCACGACAGUAUACAGUUGGAAAAAAUAGAAGAAAAAAUUCUGUCGAUGUUAUCCGGCACGCAGGGCAAUAUUUUGGACAAUGAAGAAUUAGUCGAGAGCUUGAAUAAUAGCAAAGAGACAUCUGCUAUUAUAACAAGUCGGCUUGUUGAGUCUGAAAAAACAGAAGCUAAGAUAAUAAUAGCACGUGAAAAGUAUCGUUCAGUUGCGACACAAGGAUUUAUUUUAUUUUUUGUCAUUGCCAGUCUCGCUGAAAUAGAUCCUAUGUAUCAAUACUCGCUUAAAUAUUUCAAGCAUGUAUUUAAUCAUGCAAUUGAAAUGAGUGAAAAAAAUCAAGACAUCAAUAAACGUCUGUCUAUUCUUCAUGAUAGAAUAACUUUAGUAAUUUAUUUAAAUAUUUCACGAGGGCUUUUCGAAAGGCACAAAAUAAUUCUAGCUCUUAUGAUUGACGUGGCAAUGCGCAUUAAUAAUAAAACAAUUGCUCAAACACAGUGGAAUUUUAUUUUACGUGGCCCAGGAUCAAUUGAAGUGAAUAAAAAACCCGAGCAGCUGAGUGACUUGGCUUGGAAAUCAAUAAAUUAUCUUGAUAAAAACUUUACAGUAUUCAAUGGAAUACUCGACGAUGCAUUUAAAAAAAUAACAUUAACACUUGGAGACGUCGAAGAAGAAAUUAAUGUAGACCGAAAAAAUGAUAUAAAAGCAACGAAAGAUUGGAAUAUCUUGCUAAGCGAUAUUGAGAAACUGAUGCUGGUAAAAUCCUUGAAAGAAGAAAAGCUAUUAAUUUUAAUAACAUCCCUAGUAAAUAAAGAUCUCGGCAAAAAAUUUAUCGAAUCGUCUAUUGUAACAUUACCCGACACGUAUCAAGAUACUUCAUACAAUACUCCUCUAAUAUUUAUACUGAGCACGGGUUGCGAUCCGUUCGGAUCAUUUAUUAAGUUUGCCGGGGAAAUGGGAUUUAUUGAUAAGUACAGUUCAAUAUCGUUGGGUCAGGGACAAGGACCAAUCGCCGAAAGACUUAUAAAAGACGGCUGUACAAAAGGACAUUGGAUUUUUUUACAAAAUUGUCACUUGGCGAGGUCGUGGAUGCCAACGCUCGAAAGAUUAGUCACUGAAAUAACAGAAGACAGCGUUAAAGUCCAUGGAGACUUUCGACUUUUUUUAAGCUCUAUGCCCAGCGCAGCUUUUCCUAUUUCUAUACUUGAGAACGCUGUUAAAAUUACCAAUGAACCGCCCAAAGGCUUGAAAGCUAAUAUUAAACGAAUGCUUUUUGAUAUGAAUCAAGAGUUUUUUGAACAGAAUGAUGACAAGUGGCGUGUUAUGAUAUUUGGAAUAUGUUUUUUUCAUUCAAUUAUACAGGAGAGAAAAAAAUACGGACCGUUAGGUUGGAAUAUUUUAUACGAAUUCACGGAUAACGACCGCGAAUGUUGUCUAUCGAAUUUAAAAAUAUUUACAGAGGAUGAAUUAAUUCCUUGGAAUGCAUUGAUUUAUACUACUGGUGAAAUUACGUACGGAGGAAGAAUUACAGAUAACUGGGAUUUGCGAUGUUUAAAAACUAUUCUAGAAAAUUUUUUCUCGCCCCAGAUAUUUGAGAAAGAUUAUAUUUAUUCACCGUCUGGAAUUUACUAUUGCCCGAGAUUAAAAUCGUUGGAAGAGUAUAAGAAUUUUAUUGAAACGUUUCCUCUAAUUGAUGAGCCGGAAAUUUUCGGUAUGCAUGAAAACGCAAACAUAACUUACCAGUUAAAUGAAUCACAGGUUGUUAUAAACACAAUAGCUCAAAUUCAACCGACGAUUGAUGUGAACACUGAAAGUAAAUCAAACUCCGAAAUAGUUUACGAUUCUGCACAAACAAUUAUGAACUGUAUCGAACUUGAAAUAGAUUUAGAUAAAUGCAACCAAAUCCACUACAAAAGGGAUUCAGCUGGACGACUUCCUUCAUUAACGACAGUCUUAUUGCAUGAAGUCGACAGAUACAAUAAAUUAUUAACAAAUAUUCAUGCAUCAAUGGAAAAUUUACAACGAGCUAUCAAAGGAUUCGUUGUUAUGUCCGAGGAAUUGGAAAAUAUUUUUAAUUCGUUACUAAAUAAUCAAGUCCCUAAAGUGUGGCAUGAUCUCAACGUUUAUCCAUCACUUAAAUCUCUAAGUAGUUGGGUAAGAGAUCUUAAGCUUCGGACAGAUUUUAUAAAAACCUGGUUAAUAAAUCAGCAACCGGUUUCUUACUGGAUAUCAGGGCUUUCAUUUCCCCAAGGAUUCAUUACUGCGGUAUUGCAAACUCAUGCAAGGAAAUAUAAUAUUCCAAUUGAUCAUCUUAAGCUUGAUUACAGUGUAACUAAAGUAUUUUUAUAUCAAGAUGAAAUACAAACUGCCCAUUCAAUUAAUCAAGAGGAUAAUUUGUUCUAUAAAAAUUUAUCGAUACCAAACGAUGGAGUUUUAAUUCACGGUUUGUAUUUUGAUGCAGCCAAGUGGGAUAUUAAUUCAAUGCUUCUCGCUGAUGCUUCACUAGGUGAAAUGAAUCCCCCACUACCAGUAAUGCAUGUGAUACCCGUAUUAACUCAUCCGGAAAAUGAUCCUCGAUAUGUAUGUCCACUUUACAAAACUGCUAUUCGUGCUGGAGUUUUAUCAACUACUGGACACAGUACUAAUUUUGUAACUCCUAUUUUAUUACCAUCGUCUCAGAAAAAUUCUUAUUGGAUUCUCAAGGGCACUGCGCUUUUGAUACAAAUCACCGAUUAA